Messenger RNA from Setaria italica (foxtail millet), 2436 nucleotides. Its product is annotated as calmodulin-binding protein 60 A. Bases 376 to 2109 code for a protein of 577 amino acids. The record is from RefSeq and is a predicted model, not a curated record. The transcript has 10 exons. Gene Ontology annotation, cellular component: nucleus. Gene Ontology annotation, biological process: regulation of salicylic acid biosynthetic process. NCBI's taxonomy places the organism in Eukaryota, Viridiplantae, Streptophyta, Magnoliopsida, Poales, Poaceae. Gene Ontology annotation, molecular function: calmodulin binding; DNA-binding transcription factor activity; sequence-specific DNA binding.
UCGCAAGAACCAAGAAGACAGCCUCCCCUCUGGAUCUUUGUUUUUCUCGGAAACCUCCGGCCACUCGAGUGUCCAGUCUACUGGAAGUCUUGAAUUAACGGGGCGAGGUGUGGUCGUGUGGAAGCUUGCGCUACAUUUCCACACACGUACCCGUGGAUCGGUCGAUGCUAUAAAAAACGCCGGCCUCGUGCUCUCCCGAUCUACUCACUCGCGCCGACGACGAGCCUUGGUCGCGGGCAAUAUAUCACCUCGGUUCGCCAGUUCAGACUCAACUCCUCGCUUUACGUCGCGUCGCGGCAAGACCGCCAGAGAGAGUAGUGGUGUUGCCUGUUGAUCGAGAAUUCGAGGUCGACGAGCUAGUUAUAGUAGAUUGCCAUGCCGCCGAACAAGCGGGAGCUCGAGGAGACCGGCGGCGGCACGCCGUCGCUGGUGCCGGUGCUCAAGAAGCGCUGCCGGUCCUUCGACCUGGAGAUCAGGGGUUGCCGGCAUCUGCAGGAGCUUGCCGCCGCCGUGAAGGUCAACCUCGAGGCCGCGCUCGAGUCCGCCGUCGCCCGGAUACCAGAGGAGGUUGCCAAAGCACUGACAAGCUUCUUAAGCCGUGCUCCUAGUUUGUGCAGAACUCUGGUUGAUCAGAACCGGCCUCCGAGAUACAAGCUCACCUUCCUGAAUGGCUUGGGCACUGAAGUUUUUACAAAGAAGAACAUCUUCGACACAAAUGGGGAGCCUCUCAAGAUAUGUAUUAUAGCAAACUACCAGGAAGAAUCGGAUCCUCGUUUUGUUUCUGCAAAGAUCAGGGUUGUUGUUCUUGAUGGUGAUUUCAAUAGACACAACCAAGAAUGCUGGACGUUGGAGGAGUUCAGCAACUCCAUAGUACGCCCACGAGACAAGGUUGGGGCUGUCCUGACAGGAGAUCUUGAGCUUAGUCUGACAAAUGGAAUCGCUUGCCUACGUGACGCUACUUUUAUCGAUAAUUCCAAAUUUGUGAGGAGCGGCAAGUUCAGGCUUGGGGUUAUGGUUAUUGACAAUCUCGGUGAACGAGUCCAAGAAGGCAUCACUAAACCUUUCACUGUCAAGGAACGGCGUGGCGAAGGAUACAGAAAGCAUGAUAUACCAUCAUUGAAUGACGAUGUGUGGCGCCUGAAGAACAUCUCAAAGGAUGGUCCUCUUUAUGACGCGUUGAGAGGUUCUGGCAUUUUGUGUGUCAAGGACUUCUUGAGGUUGUAUUAUAAGGAUCAGCAAGCUCUUCGCACAAUUCUCAUCAAGGCCAAAGAAUCAGCUUGGACGACUAUUGUUGAGCAUGCUAAGAAAUGCGAUCCUGGACGAGAGUUAUAUUCUUUUCUUGUUGAAGGCUAUAGUGUUCUGCUUUUCUUCAAUUCUGUAUAUCAAAUUGUUGGAGCGAAAUUUGACGACAACUAUUCGCCCUUUGAUGAUCUUGAGAAUGCUAGAAAGGACCUGGCCAUACAAUGGAGUAAAGUUGCAUACAAAAAUAUGACCUACAAUCAACCGGAUUAUGAAAUGGAUGAUGAUUGCAAACCAAGACCAAUCAAUCAGGGAAUGUUCCACGGAAUUAACAUGCUGGAGAGUAAAUUUACUGACCUUAUCAUGCAAGGCCAUAUUGGUGAAAAUACCAGAAACAUUUGUCAAGCUGAUAAUCAACAAGGUACUUCGGGUAGUCAUUCCCAGCAGUGCGCAUUAAAAAGGCUAGGAUCCAUUCGACUUACGCAAAAUUAUGACGAUGAAUCACUUGACUUCAAUGUCUACCUAGACUCUAGCUCUGAACAUUGUGCGAACACCUCUGCAACUGACAUCACAGGUUUAGUCACACUUCAUUGCCCAGCUACCGUGGCAAAUGGAACUACAAUGUCGUCUAUUGUUCUGACACAAGCAUCCCUAACGAUGGAUGAUGAGGUUUACAACAUACCCUUGACAGAGAAUGAUGCUGCAGUCCCCCAGUUCUGUGAAGAGCAACAACCAGAGGGAGCUCACUUUGGCGCCUCUCUUUGUGCCGUCGGAGCUCUGUCAGACUCUCCUUUGUACUCAAGGCAUAGCAGCUUCAAAGAGCCCGGUUGCCAUGAUACGCCGGAGCUGGGAGCAGAACCGGCUGUGUGAGGAAUGUCCGGCUGUGUGAGGAUGUCUAAGUGGAAAUAACGAAUUAAUAAAUAAAACAUCGAUCCGUUGGUUUGUCAGUCUCAAGAUGCCCUCUGGGGAACGGCAAGCACAAGUUAACUGACAACAUCGAUCGAGUAAAUGUUGUUGGAGAUGUGUAUAGUGAAGAUAUUUUUUCACUCAAUUUUCAGCUUGCUAUUAGUGAUUAGCUUGCAGCAUUUUAGAGCUUUGAAUGCUGUUCAUGUAUUGCCACUUAAUGGGCUAUCAAAAUUGUUUGACCUUGUUUGGUGAGAAUAUAAAUUUCAGCGAACAACCUACAGUGACAUUCCA